AUGAGAGCGCUUUGCUUCUCAUUUCUAUCGCUUCUUUACGUAACGCAAGUCACUCCACUAAAGCACUAUUGCGCCAACGGCUAUGGAAGAAGGAGGGCGGACAUUGUCAUUCAUGGAAUCAAGCAAAUUCUCAAUAAUCGCAAUUGUGACAAAAGAGAACGAGAGAGACAGGACAACCGCUGCCGGCAUCUUCAACCUCAACCAAGGACUUCAAUAUCACUCCAUGAUGACAAGGAGACUACCACUCCCACUGAAUCAUCAACGCUGUUGACAUCAGAAGAUGAUCAUAAGAUCAACCGGAAAACUGCUACCACUUCUUCGUCUACAACCUCGGCAGUAACUUCGACGACGACACCAUUAGCAGUGGAUGAAGACACCACGCUACUUAUGGAGCCCAACGCGUCUAAAACAGUUACCUCUACGACAACAUCAGUGCAGCCUCGUCUACAACAGUCACCUCGACGAGGACAUUCUGCACCAUUUAACGAUGACAACGAGACCACCACUCCCACUGCAUCGUCAACACUGUCGACAUCAGAAGCUGAUGUGAAGACGGAUCGGACUACUGCUGCCACCUCCACCCCCGCAACUUCGACAGCAACCUCGACGACAGCUCUAAUGGAUGAAGAGACUACGCCAGAUGUGGAGGCGACUCCGUCCACAACAGUUACCUCGACGACGACUUCUGCACCUUUUAACGAUGACAACGAGACCACCACUCCCACUGCAUCGUCAACACUGUCGACAUCAGAAGCUGAUGUGAAGACGGAUCGGACUACUGCUGCCACCUCCACCCCUGCAACUUCGACAGCAACCUCGACGACAGCUCUAAUGGAUGAAGAGACUACGCCAGAUGUGGAGGCGACUCCGUCCACAACAGUUACCUCGACGACGACUUCUGCACCAUUUAACGAUGACAACGAGACCACCACUCCCACUGCAUCGUCAACACUGUCGACAUCAGAAGCUGAUGUGAAGACGGAUCGGACUACUGCUGCCACCUCCACCCCUGCAACUUCGACAGCAACCUCGACGACAGCUCUAAUGGAUGAAGAGACUACGCCAGAUGUGGAGGCGACUCCGUCCACAACAGUUACCUCGACGACGACUUCUGCACCAUUUAACGAUGACAACGAGACCACCACUCCCACUGCAUCGUCAACACUGUCGACAUCAGAAGCUGAUGUGAAGACGGAUCGGACUACUGCUGCCACCUCCACCCCUGCAACUUCGACAGCAACCUCGACGACAGCUCUAAUGGAUGAAGAGACUACGCCAGAUGUGGAGGCGACUCCGUCCACAACAGUUACCUCGACGACGACUUCUGCACCAUUUAACGAUGACAACGAGACCACCACUCCCACUGCAUCGUCAACACUGUCGACAUCAGAAGUUGAUGUGAAGACGGAUCGGACUACUGCUGCCACCUCCACCCCUGCAACUUCGACAGCAACCUCGACGACAGCUCUAAUGGAUGAAGAGACUACGCCAGAUGUGGAGGCGACUCCGUCCACAACAGUUACCUCGACGACGACAUCAACAGUGACGGAUGAAGGAACCACGCCAGAUGUGGAGGCGACUCCGUCCACAACAGUUACCUCGACGACGACUUCUGCACCAUUUAACGAUGACAACGAGACCACCACUCCCACUGCAUCGUCAACACUGUCGACAUCAGAAGUUGAUGUGAAGACGGAUCGGACUACUGCUGCCACCUCCACCCCUGCAACUUCGACAGCAACCUCGACGACAGCUCUAAUGGAUGAAGAGACUACGCCAGAUGUGGAGGCGACUCCGUCCACAACA
Cooperia oncophora is the source of this 1806-nucleotide messenger RNA. NCBI's taxonomy places the organism in Eukaryota, Metazoa, Nematoda, Chromadorea, Rhabditida, Trichostrongylidae. The record is from the annotation of a GenBank genome assembly.